Messenger RNA from Emiliania huxleyi CCMP1516, 2565 nucleotides. RefSeq lists its product as hypothetical. The record is from RefSeq and is a predicted model, not a curated record. NCBI's taxonomy places the organism in Eukaryota, Haptophyta, Isochrysidales, Noelaerhabdaceae. Gene Ontology annotation, cellular component: cytosol. Bases 1 to 2565 code for a protein of 854 amino acids. Gene Ontology annotation, biological process: guanine metabolic process. Gene Ontology annotation, molecular function: guanine deaminase activity; zinc ion binding. The transcript is spliced from 5 exons.
AUGCACUUCCUCUCGAGCCCGUACGACGAUCCGUGCAACUGGAAGCAGGAAAAAAUAAACGUGUCCAGCUAUGAUCCGAAUGUGCAGCACAGCUGGCCCGCGUGGGAGUCGACGAACGGCUCGUGCGAAGACGACGAGUACAGCAGCAGCACGCACUACGUGGUCGACGGGGGUGCGCUCCUGCUCCGCCGCGACGACACUAAGCCGAAGAGCAAGCCCGGCUCCCCCAACUGCGAGGAAGAAGCCAACCCAGGUGGCUGCGGUGGCUACGUCAUCGCUCGCAAGCCGUUCAAGUUCUAUUGCACGAGCGACGACCAAGAGCGCGGCGACCAAGAGUGCGGCUUGGACGGCUCCGGAUUCAGGAAUGGUGAGAUCUGGAGACAGUUUGGGCCCGGCUCAAAUCUCUACGAAGACCGGCGGCCAGGCAUCGUCGUGCCCGGCUUCUUUGACCUGCACGUGCACUCGAACCAGGAGGACAUCCUGGCCGCAUACGGCAAGGCGCUGCUCCCGUGGCUGAAGAAGUACACGAUACCGGCGGAGGACCGCAGCCGUACGACCAUGCCCAUGGCCUUCACAACCGCAAACGGCACGGGCGACGUAGCGCGGCAGCUCUUCCUCGCCGCGGAGCGGGUCAACAUGCGAAUCAUUACUGGCACGCAGGCGCAGAACCGAUACACGCCAGAUGACGGCUUCGUGGAGAAGACGCACGAGCUCUUCAAAUGGCUAUACUAUGAACGCAGCGACGGCGCAAAGCCUCCGCCGCACCGCAGCCUCUACGGGAUCAACUUCCGCUUCGCUCCCAGCAGCAGCUUCGAGCAGUUUGCAGACCUCGAAGAGCUGAUGCGCGAAUACAGGUACCCCAAUGACCCCAACCCCCCCGCGAUCGACAAAGGACGAGACCCAGACGGAAAGGGCGCGUACGUCCUGACUCACAUGGGCGAGAACGUUGACGAACUCUCUGUCGACGUGAACCUCUUUCAUGCAAAGGGCAUCGCACAGUGUUACGAGGACAGGUUCCCCCUCGUCUCCUACACCAACGCGAAGAAAUGCCUGGAUUGCUGCAAGACCAGUCUGACGGGUAAUUGCGAGUGUCCCCUGAAGAUGGAUGCAAAUCACAUCCAAAAGUGCAGUGAAUUCAACACGGAUGAUUACGCCUACAACCCGGAAACGGACUGCCCCAACGUGACAAACUACGACAACUUCACGACGUGGGCGCAGUUGUACGAUGCUUGGGGCAUACUGCGCCGGGGCACAAUGCUCGGCCACGCGAUCCACCUCGCCGAGGGCGAUCUACAGCUCAUCGCUGAAGGCGGCGCGGGCCUCGCACACAACCCGACCUCCAACAAUUUCCUCGGCUCGGGUCUCUUCAACCUCGGCGCGGCGAACCGUACUCGCAAAUGCACAGACAAGGGCAAGCACUGCUCGCCUGGCGAGGACAUUCGGGUCUUGUUUGGAGUCGGCUCGGACAUGGGCGCGGGAACGCACUUGUGCACUCUCAACACUCUGGGCGCCAUUUUCCCGUCGGCCGCUGCCGCGUUGGAGGGCGAGCGCUCACGUCCGCUCUUGAGUAUUGUAGGCGCCAUGUACGCGGUCGGGCAGCUGGGCAACACUUACCUCACCCAGAUUAACCCGAAAGGGCAAGGCGUUAAAGGGCAACACACGGACAAGAGUAUGAUCUGCGUCAAGUCCAACUGCCCCACGCCGUGGGAAGAUGCGUGGGAUUGGCGCGAGAGCAUCGGGCCAAACAAGGCCCGCUGCAACGAGAACCCGCAGUCAGCGAUCGACGUCACGCGCCCGACCGUCGGUCGAACGACACUCCACCAGGCACAGCUCACACUCAAGGAGGAGGGCAUCCUACCCGGGACCGGCUCCAAUCUCGUGAAGAUCGAGCUCCCCGAGGGCAACGUGCCACCCAACCACAUCCACGUCCACGCAGCGCUGGCCUACUACUCGGCGACUCUCGGCGCGGCCAAGGCCACUUUGCUGGAGGACAAGCUCGGGAACUUUGAGGAGGGCAAGGAGGCCGAUUUCGUUGUUCUCAACCCGUACGGCAGUUUCGAUACGGCGCGGCGGGUGCGCCUCAUGGGCCGGCGCGAUUGCAACCCGCUCAAGCAGAUGUGGGAGGUGCUCUUCAUGCUGAUGAUCAUGGGGAGCGCCGAGAACAUCGCAUCGACUUACGUCAUGGGCCACGAGGCGUACCAGAACAAGGAGAAGCCGCUCGACAUGGCCGAAGAGCUGUGCACGUUCACGGGCAACACUGGCAGGGAGCCCUUCCCACGUCCUUUCACGAACGACUACGACUACUACGCCGACCCUGGAUGCGUUAACGCGUUCGCGAAGUGCGUCUCAUGCCUUGCGGAGUGCACGGAACCCCACCCAUGGGGCCGGACACUGCCAUGCGGCUGCAAAGCGCCCACCUACCACGGCAACAACCCUGACUGCCCCGAGCUCACGGACUACGAAACGAAAAAUCCGUGCAAGAAGCCAUGGAACGGAAACACCUGCACGCCGCGGCCGGGCUGUCCGCCGCCGGCGGCGCCGCCGCCGGCUCCAAAACAGCCGUAA